ACAUGGACUAUCGCGUAGCACUUCUAACUUCCAAGUUUCUCGUAAUGCCCCCAGAGACUGCUGCCCAAGCGGACAGGUUCCAGAGAGAAGAAGGUCAGCUCCCCGGUACGGAGGCAAGGAGAAAAGCCGACGACAAUCGGCCGUCCACUCUUUGUCCCUGCAAGGAUUCCUGUUCCCCUAUGCUUAUCCCCGUGUCCAUCACCCCGGUUGUAAAGCAUGACCUUCAUUAUCUGGCAUCCAGUCACAUUCGUUCCCGCCCCACGACUUUAUUCUGAACUGUGC
Neurospora tetrasperma FGSC 2508 is the source of this 282-nucleotide messenger RNA. RefSeq lists its product as uncharacterized. The record is from RefSeq and is a predicted model, not a curated record. The coding region runs from base 45 to 275 and encodes 76 amino acids. The transcript has 2 exons. NCBI's taxonomy places the organism in Eukaryota, Fungi, Ascomycota, Sordariomycetes, Sordariales, Sordariaceae.